AUGUGUAUGGUUAUAUUUGCUCCGAUUUUUGCCAUCUGUGCGUUUGCAACAUGUGGAGGAUACAAUGGUCACCUGCAGGUUAAAGUGGACUGUGCAGACAAGAGGCAGAGCAACCUCAGUAUCAACAUUGAUUUUGGCUAUCCAUUCAGACUGCAACAGGUGCAUUUCAAAGCCCCCUUAUGCGAGAGAAAUAGACAAGAGAUUCUCUUCCUGGAUGGAGAUUUUUCCACCACCGCUCAGUUUUAUGUGACUGUGGGUGUUUUUGCCUUCCUGUACUCCCUGCUGGCAACCAUCGUGUACAUCUUCUACCAGAACAAAUACCGAGAGAACAACAGAGGCCCACUUGUGGAUUUUGUUGUAACUGUGAUCUUCUCCUUCAUGUGGCUGGUCAGUACUUGUUCAUGGGCUAAAGGUCUUUCUGAUAUCAAAAAAGCCACAGACCCAGCCCAGGUGCUUCUGUUGAUUUCUGCCUGCACAGCUCAGGGAAACAGAUGUACAGCCACCAAAGAGCCUCUCUGGUCAGGUCUCAAUACAUCUGUGGUGUUUGGUUUUGUUAACUUGACCCUCUGGGCUGGCAAUAUCUGGUUUGUCUUCAAGGAGACAGGCUGGUACAAGACUGGCCAGCGGUACCCAACCAGGAGUGCUUCUGGGAAACGAGCCAGUGGGAUGCGGCAGCGGCUUUACAGCGAGAGCAGCUUCGACCAGCCAGGGGAGAGUUUUGCUCCUCAGCCAUCAAGACAAGAAACCAUCAAUCAAUCAAAAGGGAUUUUUGCACAGCAAGACUUCAGACAAGGUAGCUUCAGCCAGUCAUUGGCCAGCUUUAGCUUACCGCAAACCCAGCUUGGUACACCAGUCAUUUAUGGCCAGGAGAAUAAAUUUCCUUCCCAAGGUCCAAUGAUACUUGUCAAUGAAAUUUAG
Myripristis murdjan (pinecone soldierfish) is the source of this 918-nucleotide messenger RNA. RefSeq names its product synaptoporin b (gene synprb). The record is from RefSeq and is a predicted model, not a curated record. The coding region runs from base 1 to 918 and encodes 305 amino acids. Lineage: Eukaryota; Metazoa; Chordata; Actinopteri; Holocentriformes; Holocentridae. The transcript is spliced from 5 exons. Gene Ontology annotation, cellular component: synaptic vesicle; synaptic vesicle membrane.